Gavia stellata (red-throated loon) is the source of this 4004-nucleotide messenger RNA. RefSeq names its product phosphodiesterase 4B (gene PDE4B). The transcript is spliced from 17 exons. Gene Ontology annotation, cellular component: nucleus; perinuclear region of cytoplasm; cytosol. Bases 99 to 2300 code for a protein of 733 amino acids. Lineage: Eukaryota; Metazoa; Chordata; Aves; Gaviiformes; Gaviidae. Gene Ontology annotation, molecular function: transmembrane transporter binding; 3',5'-cyclic-AMP phosphodiesterase activity. The record is from RefSeq and is a predicted model, not a curated record. Gene Ontology annotation, biological process: signal transduction.
UCCGCCGAUUUAUCAGCGUUUUUAAUCUGCGGCGAUGCCUGCGUGAUGUGUUUUUGUUACGUUUUCUGAAUGGUGAGAGCUCACAUAACGUCUAAGCUAUGACAGCAAAAGAUUCUUCUAGGGAACUUGCUGCUCCAGAGUCAGAGAUUUACAUAAGGACUUUCAAAGAACAAAUGCAUUUAGAGCUCGAGCUUCCCAAGCUGCCUGGGAACAGACCUACGUCUCCAAAAAUUUCUCCUCGCAGUUCACCGAGGAACUCUCCGUGCUUUUUCAGAAAGUUGCUCGUGAAUAAAAGCAUCCGCCAGCGUCGUCGCUUUACGGUGGCACAUACAUGCUUCGAUGUGGAAAAUGGCCCGUCACCAGGUCGCAGCCCGCUGGACCCGCAGGCCAGCUCCUCAUCAGGACUCGUAUUGCACACGACGUUCCCAGGCCACAGCCAGCGCAGGGAGUCGUUCCUGUACAGAUCCGACAGCGACUAUGACUUAUCACCAAAGACGAUGUCCAGGAACUCUUCUCUCCCAAGUGAACAGCAUGGGGACGACCUGAUUGUCACACCUUUCGCCCAGGUGCUGGCCAGUCUACGAAGUGUGAGGAACAACUUCACGAGGUUGGCUAAGAGAGAGUGCUUUGGAUCCAGCUUGCCAGGGCCCUUAGAAAAUCCAGAUACAAGUUUCCAACUGCCGCCGCGCCAGCCCGACUACAUGUCCGUCUGCCUCUUCGCAGAGGAGCCCUACCAGAAGCUGGCCAUGGAGACGCUGGAGGAGCUCGACUGGUGCCUGGAUCAGCUGGAGACCAUCCAGACCUACCGCUCCGUCAGCGAGAUGGCAUCCAACAAGUUCAAGAGGAUGCUGAACCGGGAGCUGACACACCUCUCCGAGAUGAGCCGCUCUGGCAACCAGGUGUCCGAGUACAUUUCCAACACUUUCCUGGACAAGCAGAAUGAUGUGGAGAUUCCUUCUCCCACCCAGAAAGACAGAGAGAAGAAGAAAAAACAGCAGCUCAUGACACAGAUUAGUGGAGUGAAAAAAUUAAUGCAUAGUUCAAGCUUAAAUAACACCAGCAUUUCACGAUUUGGUGUGAAAACAGAAAAGGAAGACCAUCUGGCCAAGGAACUGGAAGAUCUGAAUAAGUGGGGUCUCAACAUAUUCAAUGUUGCAAGGUAUUCCCACAACAGGCCGCUCACCUGCAUUAUGUACGCUAUAUUUCAGGAGCGAGAUCUCCUAAAAACAUUCAAGAUCUCAUCAGACACUUUUGUAACAUACAUGAUGACGCUAGAAGACCACUACCAUUCGGAUGUAGCUUACCACAACAGCCUCCACGCUGCUGAUGUUGCCCAGUCCACGCACGUUCUGCUCUCUACUCCUGCGCUGGAUGCCGUCUUCACUGAUUUGGAAAUCCUUGCUGCAAUUUUUGCAGCUGCAAUUCAUGAUGUGGAUCACCCCGGUGUCUCCAACCAAUUUCUUAUUAAUACAAAUUCCGAACUAGCCCUGAUGUACAAUGAUGAAUCCGUCUUGGAGAACCACCAUCUCGCUGUGGGUUUCAAACUGCUUCAAGAGGAGCACUGUGACAUCUUCCAGAACCUGACCAAGAAACAGCGCCAGACGCUCAGGAAGAUGGUGAUCGACAUGGUAUUGGCAACAGAUAUGUCCAAGCAUAUGAGUCUGUUAGCUGAUCUGAAGACUAUGGUGGAAACUAAGAAAGUGACCAGUUCAGGAGUCCUCCUUCUGGACAACUACACAGACAGAAUACAGGUUCUCCGAAAUAUGGUACAUUGCGCGGACUUGAGUAAUCCCACAAAGUCUCUGGAGCUGUACCGGCAGUGGACGGACAGGAUCAUGGAGGAGUUCUUCCAGCAGGGAGACAAAGAGCGAGAAAGAGGAAUGGAAAUCAGUCCAAUGUGCGACAAACACACAGCGUCAGUGGAAAAAUCACAGGUGGGAUUCAUUGACUACAUCGUCCAUCCGCUCUGGGAGACGUGGGCUGACCUGGUGCAGCCCGAUGCCCAGGACAUCCUGGACACGCUGGAGGACAACAGGAACUGGUACCAGAGCAUGAUCCCUCAGAGCCCAUCCCCUCCGCUGGAGGAGCGGGGCAGGGACUGUCAGAGCCUGAUGGAGAAGUUCCAGUUUGAACUGACGCUGGAGGAGGAGGAUUCAGAUGGACCGGAGAAGGAUGGUGAGAGCAUCGGCUACUUCAGCAAUACAAAGACACUGGCCGUGGCCGACCCAGGGGAAGAGGAUUCACAGAGGGAGGCGAACAUAGAAAUUGUGACGGAAGAUACGUCUCCUGUCGACACAUAAUGCCCUGUACCUGUGUGAGUGGAUUUUAAACACUUAACAAGCAUGCAAGCAGUCUCACGGACUGGCCUGCAGCCUGGGUCUGAGGCCUGUGUCUAACAUUGGCUGAAAGAUCUUCCCAGCUACUUGAGAUUGGAGUCAGGGUUAAAGAGCGUGUAGUGAAUGAUUGCUCAGGAAAUUAACAGGUGAUUUACAUUGUGGUUUAAGCCUUGUCAGCUAAGAGCACCGUGUGGUCCUGGAGCUGGCUUGGGUCGUGACUGAAGAGUAAACGACACACAACUGAGAGAUUUUAUACUGUUAGUUUUGGAAUUUAUACCAGUUAGACUGAUAGAAACUACUGAUUAAUAACUCUCCAUAUAAACCUGUCCACCUGACCACCUGUCUGCAGACCUGUGUGCCUUCUUUGUAAACACUUUCAUGUCUUUUCAAGAGUCUAUUAAUUAAAUACACAGAGUUUAGUAUAAAAAGCGACACAAAGUGUUUCAAAAUUGACGGAUACUUUUUUGAUUCUUCCUGUUACAAGAAGCAGUCUUCCUUUUUUCAUGGGCAAUACCUGUCACUUUAUUGCAGUUAAUCACUUUUACAGACUAAAUAGAAGGGAAACCCUCUGUUUUGCAUUUACUGCACCUUUAAUCGUCGUCUUCAUACCCCAGGUGUCCCAUUUAAAGUCACGUCAUGCCAUCGCGCACCAUCUCUGUUCGCUUGCUAGGAAUAACAGUAUUUUUUCCUCAACGGGCUUUUAUUUUUGUCGUGCGCAGGAUAGAGGGUAGUUUGUUUCCAUGGCACAGCGCAGUACCUAUAGAAGUAAGCGUGAUAAGGCAGCGUGUGACGUGCGUUCCCCCUCGGCAGCUCCUUGGCUCAGCGGAAAUUGCACGCUCAGAUAUUUGUGUUUCUCUCGCCUAUCGUUCCUGUUUCCUAGGUUUAGACCCACCAUCCUCCUCCUGCACUGCCUUGAGCUCUAACACCUCCAUUACUGUUUAUAACAGUGUAUUUAUUACGUAAUGUAUAUACUGUAAUGUUUUGUAAGUUAUUAAUUUAUAUGAAUUAACAUUGCCUGUCGGCGGCGAUGUUAAUUGUGUAGAAAACUCGGAAUAAGAGUUGCCUUUUUUUCUUGUAACCUUUUGUAUUGCAUAAAAUACAAGAACCUGAACAUAGCUGAAGAGACAGACGCAACCCAGGAAGGGCAUUCGGGUGGCAGCCGCCCGCGGGGGGUUCGUCUUCACGGCGAGCCGGCGGGGGGGACACCGGACCCCAGGGCAGCGGGCGAGCGGUUGGAAGUGCUGAAAACCUGGAGGGGGGGGAACCGAGAAAAAGAAACCCCCACGAACGGGCCGGCUUUUAAAUGUCACGUUCCAAUUUCUGAACAACCCAAUGUGAAUUUCUAUGACAAAAAUGUGAACUGAUGUAAUAAUUGUGCUGUGAAACUUCUUCUGACAAAGCUUGUCCGGCAUCGUGAGCGGUGUCAAUCUCAGUUUGUAAAAUAUGUUUCAAGCUUUUGGUCCAACUUGUGACUAACUAGUUAAUGAAAAUAGCACAGUUGUGCAUGAUCAAUGGGUUUGUAUGUCUGUUGAACACUGCAUUGUUCCAGGUGGUUAUUUUAUUGUUUCCAAAAGUUUCACACAAUGUAUGUUAUAGUAUUAUAUAUUGUGUUCAGAUGCAUUCUUAAGAGAUUUUUAUAUGAAGUGAAUAAAUGAAAGCAUGACCCUG